CCGCCGGCGGCCGCCGCGGCGAUGGUGGCUCGGGCCGCCCGCAGCCCCGCAGGUUGAUGAAGAGGGAGUGCUGUGACCCCCUGCCCGUGACAGUCAUUUCAGGGCCCCCGGGCGGGCUGUGAGCGCGGCCGGCGGUGGCGGUGGCGGUGCGGGUGCCGGCCGCCCGCCGCGCCGCACGGAGCAUGCCUCUGAGCCCCGCCGGCAGCCAGCAUGAGAGCCCCGACUCGCCGCCGCCGGAGCCGCUGCCGGAGCGCCAGCCCCGCGCCGCCGCCGCCGGGGAGCCGAGCGCCGGCCUGCGGGAGGAGACGCGGCUCGACCCGGCCCGGGGCCCCGCCGGGCCCCGCUCCCCCAAGCUGGCGGCCCCGGCGCGCAUGGAGGAGCCCGCGCCCGGCGCCAUCGUCGUCCGCAUCGGCAUCCCCGACCUGCAGCAGACGAAGUGUCUCCGGCUGAACCCCGACGUUCCCGUGUGGGUGUCCAAGCAGCGCAUCCUGUGCACCCUGAACCACAGCCUGAAGGAUGUGCUCAACUACGGGCUCUUCCAGCCGGCCUUCAACGGCAGGGCCGGCAAGUUCCUGGACGAGGAGCGGCUGCUGCGGGAGUACCCCCUGAACCCCGACACGCCCGUGCCCUACCUGGAGUUCCGGUACAAGCGCCGUGUGUACACCCAGGCCCUGCUGGAUGACAAGCAGUUUGCCAAGCUCCACACCAAGGCGAACCUGAAGAAGUUCAUGGAGUACGUGCAGAUGUUGAACGCGGAGAAGGUCUGCAGGCUCCUGGAGAAGGGACUGGACCCCAACUUCCAUGAUCCGGAUACUGGAGAGUGUCCCCUGACGGCGGCGGCGCAGCUGGAGCUCAGCUCCGAGAUGAUCAAGGCCCUGCGGAACGGGGGAGCCCACCUGGAUUUCCGGACGCGGGAGGGGAUGACGGCCCUGCACAAGGCCGUGCGCUGCCGCAACCACGCCGCGCUGCUGACACUGCUGGACCUGGGAGCGUCCCCGGACUACAAGGACAGCCGGGGGCUGACGCCCCUGUACCACAGUGCCAUGGUGGGGGGGGACCCGUACUGCUGCGAGCUCCUGCUGCACGACUACGCCCGGCUCGGCUGCGUGGACGAGAACGGCUGGCAGGAGAUCCACCAGGCCUGUCGCUACGGCCACGUCCAGCACCUGGAGCACCUCCUGUUCUACGGGGCCGACAUGACUGCCCAGAACGCCUCAGGAAACACCGCCCUGCACAUCUGUGCCCUCUACAACCAGGAGAGCUGUGCCCGGGUGCUCCUCUUCCGUGGUGCCAGCAAGGAGAUUCGGAACUACAACAGCCAGACGGCGUUCCAGGUGGCCAUCAUCGCGGGGAACUUCGAGCUGGCUGAGAUCAUCAAAACCCACAAAGAGUCUGAUGUUGUGCCUUUCCGAGAGACGCCGAGCUACACGAAGCGGCGGCGGAUCCUGGGCGGCGGCGGCCUGGCGUCCCCGCGGCUGCUGCAGCGCUCGGCCAGCGACAACAACCUGAAGGCCGAGAGCCGCGCGUCCUACUCGCCGGUGCCGUCGCUGCGCAGCCUCCCGCCCCAGCUGCUGGUGCAGAUGCAGGAGGCGGCGGCCGGGGUGGUGGUGGCGGCGGGGGACGGCGGCCUGGCCGGCUCGGGCAGCGCCCGCAGCGCCCACAGCCGCUCGCCCUCCCUGCAGCGCGUGCAGGAGGAGAAGGAGGCCGACCUGCCCACGCUCCGCAGGAGCAGCCGCGGCAAGGCCAGCCCCGGCGGCCCGGCCGGGCCCCCCGGCCCCGGAGCCGAGCCCGCGCCGCACGCCGCGCCCGCCCCGCUGCGCGGGCCCAAGCGGAAGCUGUACAGCGCCGUGCCCGGCCGCAAGUUCAUCGUGGUGAAGAGCUACGCGCCGCAGGGCGAGGGCGAGAUCCAGCUCAACCGCGGAGAAGCCGUCAAGGAAACGAGUGUUGGUGGCCGGUUUAAUCAUUCCUGGUGUUCCUUCAGACACAACAGCCUGCUGGGAGACAUCAAAGGCACCCUGACCAGGUCCUGGCUGGGGAGAAAGGAGGUUUCUUGUUCCCUUUUCCUGGCAAAUGGCACAGCUUAGUCACCAGUUCUACCUGCCAGGCUGAGGUUGGUGA
This is a messenger RNA of Pipra filicauda (Wire-tailed manakin), 2118 nucleotides long. RefSeq names its product SH3 and multiple ankyrin repeat domains protein 3-like. Lineage: Eukaryota; Metazoa; Chordata; Aves; Passeriformes; Pipridae. Gene Ontology annotation, cellular component: dendritic spine; postsynaptic membrane; postsynaptic density. The coding region runs from base 183 to 2084 and encodes 633 amino acids. Gene Ontology annotation, molecular function: synaptic receptor adaptor activity; ionotropic glutamate receptor binding. The record is from RefSeq and is a predicted model, not a curated record. The transcript is spliced from 14 exons.